Annulohypoxylon maeteangense is the source of this 5296-nucleotide messenger RNA. RefSeq lists its product as uncharacterized. Gene Ontology annotation, biological process: regulation of transcription by RNA polymerase II. The transcript is spliced from 4 exons. Gene Ontology annotation, molecular function: transcription coregulator activity. The coding region runs from base 339 to 4700 and encodes 1453 amino acids. The record is from RefSeq and is a predicted model, not a curated record. NCBI's taxonomy places the organism in Eukaryota, Fungi, Ascomycota, Sordariomycetes, Xylariales, Hypoxylaceae. Gene Ontology annotation, cellular component: mediator complex.
AUCUAGACGGUGCUAUUCAGAACCAGCACAUGAUAGUGUACCUUUUCGAACCCUUUACGACUUUGGCGCAGGAUUAACGUAGCCAAGGCUGGAUGGACACAGUUGGAUCAAUCUAGGCUGUGGGUUGCCUUACGACAGAUUCUUGCCUAACUACAAAAUAAUCAUUGACGAUCUUGCAUAAGCAAUAUCGUAACCUCGAUAGGACCUUAAGUGCACACUAAAGCAGGAUUACUUCGGAUAAUCUGCUAUAAGCUCAACCUUUCUAGUUCCUUAGGAUACAUCGAUCUCGCGUUCCACUACCGUUUACGACUUGACCGAACUUACUUUCUCCCGCGGCUAUGGCCGCUAAUAUGCCACAGAUGGGCGGUGGCGGCGCUGUGCGGCCACGGCCACCCCACCAGCAGCUGUCGCACCUUGUCUACACGCAGAUGAUGGCGCAACAGCAGCAGCCAAACCAUAAUGGAGGCUGGCAAGAUCAAGUCCAAGCCAACUUGCGCGUGAGCAACGCCAUGAACCUGAUAUCUAAUUCAUUUCUCGCUAUGCCCGCUGUUGAUUCACAGCAGCUCAUAAUGUCUGGACUUACUUUCGAGAGAGAUUCCUUUCUGCAUUCGCCCGAUAAAGUAACUUAUGACCAGAAGAUUGGCGGUCGUGUACAAGAGCUCUUUAAGCAGAGGCAAGCACAUGAACACAGUCUUCAGCAUAGCUUAAAUGCCCAGGCUGCCGCUCAGGCUCAAGCACAGAUGAUGAUGAACCAAGGUAUGAUGCCGAGAGCGAUGGGUCAACCAGCCCAAGGAUUCCAACAUCUCCAGCAGCAAAUGCAGCCCUCCCCGAUUCCCCAGCAACCCCAUCAACCUGGUAUGGGCAUGGGUGGCCCGGGAGGACUUUCCAUGAAUCCAAACCAGCAGGGAAUGCAGAUGCGUGCGCAGAUGCCGGGGCACUCUGCCAUGGCAAGUUUAUCCGCUCAGGAAAGGGCGAAAGUUUCGCAAUUAGCCCUAGCGAGACUCAAUCAGACCGCAGAACCACAACGAAGCCAACUUCGGAUGAUGCUGCAAUCGAAGCUGACUCAACAACAACUGCAAUCACUACAACAAGAGAACAUGGACCCGGUCCUUUUCUUUUUUCAGAAUCAGAUCUUACAAGCUUGGAAGGGCCAAGUGAGUGCUAACGCCGGCGGCAGCCAGGCAAUGCAGAUGCAGGCACAGCAGCGACAGAUGAACCAAUCUAGGCAACAGCUAGCCGGGGUGACUAACGGCGAAUUUGGCCCCUUCUCUAACGUGGAGAGUAUAAUGAACCAACAGAAGGCAGGAUUGCUUGCCCAGGAAGCAGGCCAGAUGGUGGUGCCAGCGAGUAAUGGACCUGGCCGAAAUGCCACCCCUCAACCGAUGGGCGGUGUUCAGGGUCCUAAUCCUGGUAACCAUCCGGGUCCCAACCAGCCCGGCAUCCCUAACCAGCUGCAGCAGCAAUUCAAUCUGCCGCAAGCUCAGCAACUGAAGAUGGACCAGAGGGCAGCGCAGUCGCAAGCACAGAUCAGAGCGCAAGCCCAGGCCAAACAGAUGCAGGGUCAGCCUGGCGGAUUAAAUGGUCCUGGUCCUAUCUCUCAGAGUCCUGGCAUGAACACCCUGAACACUCCAGUUCGCCGGACUCCUAUGGGUAUGGGCCAAGGCGAGGGACAACCCCAGAUGGGUCAGCCAAGCGGUCCUUUUGGACAGGGAAUGGACCCACGGUUUAACCAGGGUAAUCAGCAGCCGCCAAUGGGGAGAAACCCAAACAAUAGUACCCAGAUUAUCAACAAUAUUAUCAACCAUAUGUCUGCCGAACAGCGCCAGAUAUUCAUGUCUAUGCCAGCGGAGAAGAAGAACGAGGUACUGAUGAAAUGGUCGAACGCUUCCAGAGCCGGCCAGAUGGCCGGACGUGGUCAGCCUCCUCAGCCCAGCCAGUUUGUGCAGAACAACCCAAUGGCUCAAUUUGGCCCGGUGAAUAACGCAGGCCAACAGCCCAACCCAAACAUGCCUAUGGCCGCUCAGAAUCAGAUGCUUCUUCAGCACCAGUUGAACAGAAUGCGUAAUACUAUGCAUAACCAAAACCGGCCUCAAGGAUCCCCGGACACCAAUGCGUUCAUGGAUUCGAUGGAUGUUCCGCAAAGAAUACUGGAGCAGAUACGAGCAAACCAGCCAGUUCCGCAGGAAGUUAAGAAAUGGGCUCAGCUCAAGCAAUAUUUGAUCCAGAAGAACGUAACUCAAAAUAUGAUGCAGCAGCUUCAAGGUAUCCAGAAUACCCAAUUUCAAACUAUAUUGAAGCAGAGGGCCGCAGCAGGCAACCUGCCUCAGCAUAAUGUACCUCUUCAGGGGCCACAGCCCCCCAAUGUACAGAUGCCAAUGGCCGCAAACCCUGCUGCUAACAUAGGCUCCUUUGCCGGUAUUACUAUCACCCCGCAGGAAAUGCAGAGUGCCAGGAAUCACGAAAGGUUCAAAGGGCUCCCAGAUGAUAAGCUCCGUGCAGCUUUAACACAGAUGAAGCUGCAUUCUCUCAGGUCAAAAGCAAAUAGCCAGGCACCGAAUGUCCAAAUGCAGACCCCGCAUAGCACCCAGCCAGGUAACGCAAACAUAGCUACCUCGGCGCCGCCAGUCGCUGCUCCCAACGUUCUACAACGACACCAGAAUGCAGGACUCGACCCCAAUCCGACAGGUUCUGUAGCGCCUCCGCGAAAUAAUAGACAACCCCAGAGCAACCGGCCACAGCCGAAUCAGCCUACAGCGCCACCUCAGAAAACGGGCCUGAAGCGUGCAAGCACCGACGAUGUGGUGGAGGUGCCCAAUCCUUCGAGUACACCUGUUCAGCGACCGCCUUCUCAACAGGCCAAGGCAUCCGGAAAUGUUCCUCCGAUACCCCAACUAAACGCUGCGCAGUUAGCUUCUCUCUCGCCUGAACAGAGAGCCAAAAUCGAGGCUAUGAUCAAGAGCAGACAAGCAGCAGCAGCAGCAGGUGGAGCUGCUGGCGCCGUCGCCGUCGCACAACAACCUCCUAUGUCUGAGGAGAUGCAGCGUCUCAAAACCAUUGGCCAUGAGGAGCAUAUUAAUGCGGCCAAGGAGUCAUACCAUGAAAUCCCGAUGACUACCGAGCAGUAUCAAGAUAUGGCCCAGAAGAUACAGUCCAUGGUGGGAGAGAUGGCGAAGAUCAGCAAGAUAUUAGGCCGAUGGUACACUCUAACUAGGGAUGAUAACCGGGCCAGGAUGUUCUUUAGGAUGCGACUCCGCCUAGUUAAGCAAUAUGCAGACGGCGACAAGAUGACCACUCUAAAAAAGGCAUUUUCGCUAAGGCCGCAAGACUUGGAUGGUGUGAGAGCAAUGUUGGAGGGAAUGGCUCGGGAUGUCGCCUCCCAGUAUCCCCAGAUUAUGAAGAGGGGCGUCAACCAGCAACAGAUUUCCUCAGAGUCUGGUCCUCAGCAGGGAACCAAUGAAAACACAGCUACACCGCCGACCGGUCAGCCUGCCCCGCUCAACGCAGCCAAUCUUGAGAAGCAAACGCAGGCUCUUAACAAGGUGCACCAGAGGACUGGUAGCAAGAGUGGGCAACCGCCCGCAGCACCGACAACCGCGCAGCCUCCAUUUCCCUUCGGAGCACAGUCGCCGAAUGGCCAGCCAACGUACAUUGGUAAGGCCACUGUAACGCAGGCGGACCUGCAUUUACCUGCUCGCAAGAAGGUUAAGACUGGAGCGCAAUCUGGUAUUGCUUCAGGCGGUCCAAGCGCCAAUUCAUCUCCCCAAGUACAAAAAGCGCCGUCUCCCGAAAUGGUGAAACGACAAGCAUCUACAGAGGUAAAGGCGACAGCGCCAAAGUUGCAGUUCCAGUGUCCUGAGCCGAGCUGCGAAGCACACGGCAUCGGCUUUGCUACUGACGAAGCCAGGCAAAAUCAUAUCCAGGAGGAACAUAUGAAGCCAUAUGAAGACCCCUACCAAUUCGUGAAAGAGAACCUUGAGGCUGCGCUAGGGUUAGAUUCGAACGGCAAGCUGAAAGCGCCGCCGAACGCAUCGAUGACCGCCCCGGGUACUUCGCAGAUCUCGGCUUCUAUGGUGCACGAUGUCUCGAAGCAAGGUCUGACGCCCACAAGCAGAGCUGAUGCCACGCCAAUGUCUCGAGAACCAUCGAUGAAACGACAGGGCAGCACUGCGGGCUCUAAAGCUACGGACCUGGCUAAGACGAUCGCUGGAAGAAUCAACACGCCGAAGCCUGAGUCUGGGACCAAAGCAGGAGACAAUACUACCGGAUCUAGUAAGCUUGACGACGGGAGGCCACAGGCGCCCCCUACAGAUAAUGCUUGGACGACGAUGACUGUGGACCCCCAGGAAUUAUUCCGGAAUUUAGGCGUCCUUGAGAGUGGUGGAGGAGGUGCAAUUUCGAACAUGGAUGUGUAUCGGGCAAUAACACCGAAUGACACACCCGAGUCGAGCAAGGAUAGCGCAUCUUCCGAACCGAAUAGCGACGUUUCAGAAGGCGUGUCCCUUAAUCUCCAACUGAAUAUGGGACUCGACAUGUGGAACCCGUUCGGAGGUGGCCCCAACGUGGAUAUUGAUUCUGGCGAUAUGGAGCUGUCGGGCACGGGCGAGAAUUCAUUCCAGGCGUUUUCCUGGGACGACGUUCAGAUCGAUUGGAAUAAGGAGUUCCAAUUAGAUACAAGCCUGUAUUCGAUGGACACUACAUGAACGAUAACGCCCGCCCGACGUACACUUCGAGAGACGUCUGAUUUAACGAAGAUAAUGCAACUUUGAGGAUCAUGAUACUAGCUAGGUCUUCUUCCUUUACAGCGAAUGGCGUGACAUCGGCGGGGACUAUGGCAAAGGCUAGGGGGAGAUGCGUUUUAUACGGAGCCAUGGAUCGGCCGGAGGAGAACUUGGGUGAAGGGCGUUGCGGGGAUAUUGUGUUUUUCACCUGGAUUAUUAUUCUUUUGUUUCUUCCCCCCCUCUUGGUGUACUUUAUGGACCCAAUAGCGCGGGUCGGGCUGGACAGGAACGCGGAAAACAUUUGCCUGGUACGAUGGCGAUCCGGCAAGUUUACGUCCUCAAGGAAGCAGCUAUAUAGGGCUGGGUUGGGUGGCGUCACGAUACCCAUAAAAAAGACAGGUGAACAGCGAAAAUAAGUUACUUUGAUUAUUAUUUAUAUUUUCAUCAGUGCAGGCCUGCAUACGUAUAAUCUGAAAGGGAUAUAUUAUGUAUUCCCUGAGUUUAGUAGAUACAUUGCCUUUGCAAGGUUAGCUUUACUUGUACUUGUAUUUUCAAAUGUCAACUUUACACUAUAAGGA